Fukomys damarensis (Damara mole-rat) is the source of this 3300-nucleotide messenger RNA. RefSeq names its product tousled like kinase 2 (gene Tlk2). Gene Ontology annotation, molecular function: ATP binding; protein serine/threonine kinase activity. NCBI's taxonomy places the organism in Eukaryota, Metazoa, Chordata, Mammalia, Rodentia, Bathyergidae. Gene Ontology annotation, biological process: peptidyl-serine phosphorylation; chromosome segregation; intracellular signal transduction. The record is from RefSeq and is a predicted model, not a curated record. The transcript has 22 exons. Gene Ontology annotation, cellular component: nucleus. The coding region runs from base 227 to 2404 and encodes 725 amino acids.
GGACCCACGUCGGCAGGAAUUAUUAGAGGCCAGGUUUACUGGAGUCGGAGUUAGUAAGAUGAGAAGACCAGAGCAGAUAGAAUUUAAGUGAUUUGCCCGGUUUCAUAGAGUGGUUCAUUGACACAGUCCCACAUCUCUCUGACUUUAAACUGUUGGUACCUGCUGUUCUCAAUCAUUUUUUGGUUGGUCAUACUCCUGGACCAUCCCAUUCUUUCCCACUCAGGAAAUGCAAGGGCCACUCAAUAGUGAAUCUUCCAACCAGAGUUUGUGCAGUGUGGGAUCCUUGAGUGAUAAAGAAGUAGAGACUCCUGAGAAAAAGCAGAAUGACCAGCGAAAUCGGAAAAGGAAAGCUGAACCAUAUGAAACUAGCCAAGGGAAAGGCACUCCUAGGGGACAUAAAAUUAGUGAUUACUUUGAGUUUGCUGGGGGAAGCGGGCCAGGAACCAGCCCUGGCAGAAGUGUUCCACCAGUUGCACGAUCCUCACCGCAACAUUCCUUAUCCAAUCCCUUACCGCGGCGAGUAGAGCAGCCCCUCUAUGGUUUAGAUGGCAGUGCUGUGAAGGAGGCUUCAGAGGAGCAAUCUGCUCUACCAACCCUCAUGUCAGUGAUGCUAGCAAAACCUCGACUUGACACAGAGCAGUUAGCACAAAGGGGAGCUGGCCUCUGCUUCACUUUUGUGUCAGCUCAACAAAACAGUCCCUCUUCUACGGGAUCUGGCAACACAGAGCAUUCCUGCAGCUCCCAAAAGCAGAUCUCCAUCCAGCACAGACAGACGCAGUCUGACCUCACAAUAGAAAAAAUAUCUGCACUAGAAAACAGUAAGAAUUCUGACUUAGAAAAGAAGGAAGGAAGAAUAGAUGAUUUAUUAAGAGCCAACUGUGAUUUAAGACGGCAAAUUGACGAACAGCAAAAGAUGCUAGAGAAAUACAAAGAACGAUUAAAUAGGUGUGUCACAAUGAGCAAGAAACUCCUUAUAGAAAAGUCAAAACAAGAGAAGAUGGCAUGUAGAGAUAAGAGCAUGCAAGACCGCUUGAGAUUGGGCCACUUUACUACUGUCCGACAUGGGGCCUCCUUUACUGAACAGUGGACAGAUGGUUAUGCUUUCCAGAAUCUUAUCAAGCAACAAGAAAGGAUAAAUUCUCAGAGGGAAGAGAUAGAAAGACAACGGAAAAUGUUAGCAAAGCGGAAACCUCCUGCCAUGGGUCAGGCCCCUCCAGCAACCAAUGAGCAGAAACAGCGGAAAAGCAAGACCAACGGAGCUGAAAAUGAAACGUUAACAUUAGCAGAAUACCAUGAACAAGAAGAAAUUUUCAAACUCCGGUUAGGCCAUCUGAAAAAGGAGGAAGCAGAGAUCCAGGCGGAGCUGGAAAGGCUAGAAAGGGUUAGAAAUUUACAUAUCAGGGAACUAAAAAGGAUACAUAAUGAAGAUAAUUCACAAUUUAAAGAUCAUCCAACACUCAAUGACAGAUACUUAUUGUUACAUCUUUUGGGCCGAGGAGGUUUCAGUGAAGUUUACAAAGCAUUUGAUCUAACAGAGCAAAGAUAUGUAGCUGUGAAAAUUCACCAGUUAAACAAAAACUGGAGAGAUGAGAAGAAGGAGAAUUACCACAAGCAUGCAUGUAGGGAAUACCGUAUUCACAAAGAAUUAGAUCAUCCCAGAAUAGUUAAGCUGUAUGAUUACUUUUCACUGGACACUGACUCGUUUUGUACAGUAUUAGAAUACUGUGAGGGAAAUGAUCUGGACUUCUACCUGAAACAGCACAAAUUAAUGUCGGAGAAAGAAGCCCGAUCCAUUAUCAUGCAGAUUGUGAAUGCUUUAAAGUACUUAAAUGAAAUAAAACCUCCCAUCAUACACUAUGACCUCAAACCAGGUAAUAUUCUUUUAGUAAAUGGUACAGCGUGUGGAGAGAUAAAAAUUACAGAUUUUGGUCUUUCCAAGAUCAUGGAUGAUGAUAGCUACAAUUCAGUGGAUGGCAUGGAGCUAACAUCACAAGGUGCUGGUACUUACUGGUACUUACCACCAGAGUGUUUUGUGGUUGGGAAAGAACCACCAAAGAUCUCAAAUAAAGUGGAUGUCUGGUCAGUGGGUGUGAUUUUCUACCAGUGUCUUUAUGGAAGAAAGCCUUUUGGCCACAACCAGUCCCAGCAGGACAUUCUACAAGAGAAUACUAUUCUUAAAGCUACUGAAGUACAGUUCCCACCGAAGCCAGUUGUAACACCUGAAGCAAAGGCGUUUAUCCGGCGAUGCUUGGCCUACCGAAAGGAGGACCGCAUUGACGUCCAGCAGUUGGCCUGUGACCCCUACUUGCUGCCUCACAUCCGAAAGUCGGUCUCCACAAGUAGCCCUGCUGGAGCUGCUAUUGCAUCAACCUCUGGGGCAUCCAAUAACAGUUCUUCAAAUUGAGACUUAUUCCAAGGCCACAGACUGUUGUUCAGCACAUGAAGUAGACAAGCGGCACUCAGCAGCGGGUUUGGAACAUAGCGAAUCCGAAUGGAUCUCAUGAAACCUGUACCAGGUGCUUUUAUUUUCUUGCUUUUUUUCCAUCCAUAGAGCAUGACAGCAUCGAUUCUCAUUGAGGAGAAACCUUGGGCAGCUCUGGCCAGGCCUCGCAGGAAAAGGCCCCAUCCAAGGUUCCAGCGUCAAUGGCCACUGUGUGUGGCUGCUCUGAGUGAGGAAAAAAAUUAAAAAGAAAAACUGGUUCCAAGUACUGUGAACUUGAAUACUUACAGACUCAGGGGGGUCCCUGAUGCAAUGCUUCAGAUGAAGAAUGUGGACUUGAAAAUACAGACUGGGCUAGUCCAGUGUCUAUAUUUAAACUUGUUCUUUUCUUUUAAUAAAGUUUAGGUAACAUCUCCUGAAAAGCUUGUAGCACAAAGGCUCAGCUGGGGAUGGUGUUUGACUUUGGAGGAAAAAAGUUGCUAUUGCCCAUUAAAGGCACUAGAGUUAGUGUUUUAUCCCUAAAUAAUUUCAAUUUUUAAAGACAUGCAGCUCCCCUCUCCCCCUUUUUUAUUUUUGAAGGAAUGCAUUUGGUCAUAAAGCGAAACCCGUAUUACAAGUACGUGGCAGUGUUCAUUCCAGUCAGAUGCAGCUUUCUCCUCCGCCUGGUCUCCUGCUUACAGUUGCAGCCCUCAUCUCAGUGGGGAAAAAGGGCGUGGGAGUACUGAGAUGUGUGGAUUCUGCCGUUGGACAAAGAAUGAGGUUAGAAGACUGCAGCUUGGAGUCUUGCUAGGUUUUCAACUAUUUCUUCACAAUUUGAACACUUGACGGUUAUCCCUUUUAAUUUAUUUGAAGUGCUAUUU